AUGGGCAACAAUUCUGAUCGCACUGCCAAUUUGCUGAACUUGCUCAAGUUCAGUGGUUCGGGUGGUUCGCAGCUGCAGAGCCAGACUGCGCAGGCACGCGCUCAUGGCCACAACCAGCAGCCAGCCCAGCAGCCUCAGGAGUUGCAGCAGGAGCAUCAAUCUCCUCAGCAGCCCCAUCAGCAGCUGUCGCCCGAGCACCAAAUGCAUCAGUUCAACCAGUUCCAGCAGCAUGCCCAGCAGGGCCGCGGUAUCCUUCAGAGUCCUUUGCCUGCCCAGAUCCAUCAGCCUGCGCCUUCCUCUGCUGACCCUACUGGUCUUUUGGCUGCCCUUAUGCGUGGUGCCCAUGAGCCUGAGGAGCCUAAGCAGCCACAGGUCCACCCGCAGCAAGCUUUUGGCAACGGUUCGCCUCCUGCUGAUACCCGUUCUUACUUGCUGAACCUUCUGAACCGCCCUAAGCCUAGCCAAGGCGACCAGCAGCAGUCAGUUCUGACCGAGGCCUCCCGUUCGACGAACCUUACGCCGCAGUCACCCGAGAACACUCCCGCUGAAACCGCCCGUUACUCGGGCGCUUACCAGCAGCAGUACACUCAGCACCAGCACUCGCACGGCAACCAGUACUCGAACCACCAACACCGCCCCGAAUCAUAUGCCGACUCUCAUGCGCCUUCCAACGCUUCCGAGUCCUACUAUCCCAACUCCCAGGAGAACCAGGCUGAUACAUCUGCUCUUUUCCAGCAGCUGCUGGGAAACCUUGCUCAGUCUUCUCCUCAGAGCCAGGGACACAGUCGCGCUCCGCAGUCGCCUAGUGCUCUGCCAUUCCAGAUUCUGAAGAAGGACUCACCUGCUGCGUCGCAUCACUCGCAUCAUUCUCACCACUCUCACCGUCACGAACAUUCGGUUGGUGCUGGUAGCGAGCGGGCUGCUUUCCCGACUUCUCCCCACCAGAUUCGUCGCAAAGCAACUCGAACUGCGUCCAUCCAGUCUCACCCUUCGGUGAAGCAGGGCACACCCCCAACCUCCGGUUUCGACAACCAUAGUCCUGCGGCUAAGGCGACCGUCGCGGAGGCUGUCGAAGAUAUUGCUCAGCAGGCUGAUCAUGAUGCCACUGAGGCGCUUGAGCGCGCGGAGUACGAACGGGCCCAGGCUGAAAUCGCCGAGGACCUCGACGACAUGCUCCACGCAGAGUCCAAGAAGGAAUUCGAGGACAGCGCUCAAAUCGCCGCUCAGGCCAUUCAGGCUGAACUUGAUCGUAGCGACAACGAGGGCGUUCUCGAGGCCGCCCUUUCAGCUGACGUUGCCGAAACUGUUCGCGAGAUUGUCGACGAGGCUGCCCAAGGCGUUGCGGAGAGCUGGGAGAGUGCUGACCAGGAUGAGAUUGUUGUAAUUGAAGAAAAGGAGACACCUCCUGUCAAGGUUUUCAACUUCCCCAUGAAGCCAUGGAUCUCCAUUACGCUUCAGGAGGAGGGAACUGAACCACGACCUCUGUUCCGCGACGAGACCAUCAUGGACAUCGCUCGACUGAAGAAGGAAUUCGACCAGAUCGAUCGCAACCUGUACACUGCCACUGAGAACUACAUGGCCUAUGGUAUGUCCAAGCAGGGAGGUCUUCGUGUCAUUCGCCAGGAGGAUGGUAAGGAUGCCAAGAUCUUUACCGAUACCAAGGAUCGUAUUUUCAACGUCGCCAUGUCUGUUACGCCUACUGAUCACGACGGCGCUCAUCGUGAGGCCAUCAUCGGCACUGGCAUCAGUGGCACCGUCUACUGGGUUCAGAUCCGUGAUGGUGACAAGGAUCACAUCGAGGAUGCUCACAUGGAGCAGUAUGGCUUUGCUUUGCCUCCCAUGAGCUCCCAGGAGGGCGACGCCCCAGGCGGUGUUCUCAAGACUCGCGCUCGCACCUCCACAAUUCACCCUGAGUACUUUGCUGUUGGCCGCGGCAAGUCUAUCAACCUCAUCUGGCCUUCUUACAUCUUGCAAAACAACUUGUUCAAGCCAGGCCACGAUCGCGUUGUCGACACCGAAACCCUUGCUAAGCAAUGCUCUCUGAAGAUCAACACUGGUAAGGCCGGCAAGGACUUCACCUUCAGUCAGGACGACUCAGUCAUUGUCUCUCUUGACAAGUCUGGUCGGGUCAAGUUCUGGGAUGUUCGAGACCUGACUGCUGUCAAGGAGGGCUCUGACCCGCGUGCUCCUAUGCCCGCGCAGACCUCCCUCGAGGUCAAGGAACCCUUGAUGACUCUUGCCACCACUCCUGAGGGCGAGAAGGCUUGGCCCACCUCGGUCCUGCUUCUUGACAAGCAGCGACCUUACCAGAAGCGAUGUGCUCUUCGUUACAUGAUUGUCGGAAUGAAGCAGAACCACACUCUGCAGCUUUGGGAUCUUGCUCUCGGUAAGCCGGUGCAGGAGUUCAAUCUCCCCCACAGCAAGGAGUCCGACGCUGUCUGCAGUGUCAUGUACCACUCCGCCACUGGCAUGAUUGUCAUUGGCCACCCCACACGAAACUCCAUAUACUUUGCCCACUUGUCGGCACCCAAGUAUAACCUCAAGAGUGUCUCUCAGGCCGAAUAUAUCCAGCGACUUGUUGCUCAGGACUCCUCCAUCCCUCAGCCGGAUAGUACCGCUGUCAUUAGUGGUGUGCGAGAGUACUCGUUCGCUAACCGGGGAAUUCUGCGAAGUCUUGACAUUCUUGGCACACCUGCUAUGGUCCAAGACGCCGACGAACCCACCCUCUUUGAGCUGUAUGCCAUGCACUCCAAGGGUGUUGCUUGCCUGCUUGUCAAGCAGACCGAGCUUGGAUGGUCUAAGGACAACAAGGUGCUUGACGCAGUUGACGCCGUGGCCCAAAACGUCGUCACUGUUUCCAAGCUCAAGGCGCCCCAACCUGCCGAGGCCCCGACUCCCGCCAGCAACGGGGAAUCCGUUGUCCGUGUUGUUAACCGCGGCAACAAGGAGAAUGUGCAGACCACCCCCGGAUCUCAGGCCGAGUCUGUUCAGCGUGGAUCUGAGUCUGCUGCUCCAGCUAAGGCCAAGAGCGAGCCAAAGGAGGCUGAAACGCCCGUCCAGUCUGCCAAGGAGUCUCAAUCGGAGAAGCCUGAGCGAAAGUCACGAAAGAAGAAGAAUGCUGCGAACGCCGCGAACCAGGGUGAUGCUGCCACUAACGGGACUACGCCUCGUGCUGGCAAUAAGGAUGCCAAGGGCGCAAACAAUGCUGUCGCACCUGCUGUCUCUUCUGAGGCAUUUGAUGCUGCCAUCUCUGGACUCGAGGCCCGUUUGAACGUGAGCGUUGGCGAUACCCUCAAGUCGUCUUUCAAGAACUUUCACGGCAAGAUCGAUGAGGACAAUCGUGUCCGUGACGAGAAUUUCAACCAGCACCAACUUAAGCUCCUUGAUAUGGUUUCGGAGGUGCUGAACGAAAACACUCAGAAGGUUCUUGAGGCUCUCAUCCACCACCAGUUCACCGAGCUCGUCAUCCCCGCCAUUGGCGACAAGGCGGGUGCUGCUGUUACCGAUCUUCUCGAGAACAAGCUACAGCCCCACCUUGCAUCUUCUGUGCAAAAGGAGAUUCAGGGCUCCCUCCCUCAUGCGCUUAAUAGAUCUCUGCGCUCUGGCGACUUCGUGAAGGCCAUCUCGGAACGGGUUGGAAACACCGUCACUACGAGUGUCCAGCAGGAAGUUGUUGCGACACUGACUCAGCGACUCACGCCUACCUUCACUAACAUUGCGACUCAGGCGUCGCAGCGUGUUGCUGGUGAACUGCACCAGCAGUACCAUGAUCAGUUUGAGUACAUGAAAGCUCAGCAUGCCGCCGAUAGCGCCAAGAUCGACCAGCUUACAUCUCACAUCACCCAUCUUUCUGGCAUUGUCGAGACCAUGGCUGCUUCUCAGGCUACUCUUCACGCAGAAUUCCUCAAGUUUAAGCAGCAACCUGUUCACGAACUUUCUGGAAUUCCUCAGAAUGCUGGUCACGGCCAGCCCAUUCCCCACCAUGGUUAUGCCACUUCUAAUCAGCAUCACGCUCAAGGAAGCCACGCUGGCAGCUACCACCCAAGCCAGGCUCCCAGCCAGGCUGUAAGCCAAGCCCAACAGUUCAUCGGUAGUCCUCAGUACGCCCGCGGUUCCCAGCAUGUGAACAGCCCACAGGCUUCCCAGCAGGCCUCUGACUACGUCGCCCCUACUGCGAGUGUUGGUGCCCUUGCCGGUGCCUACGCUAGUCAGCGUAACCAGACGGAGCCUGAAGCGGACCACGACUUGAUGCAGCGCAUCAGAAUUGUUGAGCAGGCUAUCCAGGAGGGUCGUUACCAGGAUGCCAUGAUUCAGUGGAUCCAGAGUGGUCGCGAGGAAGAGAUCUUCCGCCGUUGCCUCAGUCGAUUCCCCCCCAAGAAGUUCGAGAACUUGCCUCUCCUUAUGUUGCUUGUUGUUAUUGCCACAAUCUCCAAGGAUCUGAAACCCAACGCUCGCCUCAAGGAGGAAGUUGAAUGGAUCGAAAUGGCUCUCAAUGCCUUUGCGGAGAACCUUCCUGCCUUUGAAUGGGAACAAUCCGGCGCUCGUGAUGUGAUCAAGAGUACGACUCAGACCAUGCAGCUCCUCAUUGGACGCAUUCAGCCUCUUAUUGGCGGUAUCCAGGACGGUUUCCCUACGGAUCCCUUCCUCGCCAACCUCGAGAGAGCCAAGCUUGACUGGGUUAUUCGAACAUCAGAGCAUGUGCUUGAUACCUUUGGCGCCCCGAGACGCUACGAGUAA
Messenger RNA from Fusarium coffeatum, 4737 nucleotides. RefSeq lists its product as uncharacterized. Gene Ontology annotation, biological process: deadenylation-independent decapping of nuclear-transcribed mRNA. Gene Ontology annotation, cellular component: P-body. Gene Ontology annotation, molecular function: protein binding. The record is from RefSeq and is a predicted model, not a curated record. The transcript has 2 exons. Bases 1 to 4737 code for a protein of 1578 amino acids. NCBI's taxonomy places the organism in Eukaryota, Fungi, Ascomycota, Sordariomycetes, Hypocreales, Nectriaceae.